Messenger RNA from Dromiciops gliroides (monito del monte), 1416 nucleotides. RefSeq names its product THO complex 6 (gene THOC6). NCBI's taxonomy places the organism in Eukaryota, Metazoa, Chordata, Mammalia, Microbiotheria, Microbiotheriidae. The transcript is spliced from 13 exons. Gene Ontology annotation, cellular component: transcription export complex; THO complex. Gene Ontology annotation, biological process: mRNA export from nucleus. Gene Ontology annotation, molecular function: protein binding. The record is from RefSeq and is a predicted model, not a curated record. Bases 1 to 1347 code for a protein of 448 amino acids.
AUGGAGUUCCGGGGACCUGCGGGUAAGAGAGAUUCGGAUCCCGCUGCCCCGAAAUGGGGGCAUAGGGAGCCACCAGAAUUCCGCGGCUCCGCCACCAGCGGGCGUGUCUGCACCUCGGUGGGGCGGGGACAGAAAGCAGAAGAAGGCGGGCCCCACAGUAUACCGGUGGUUAGUCGGUCGCUACUACGCAAGCGUGUAGUACCGCCAGGCCAAGGCGCUAGCGCGGAGCGGAGACUUCGCGCAGGCGCGGGGACCGGCGUGCGUCGGGACGAUGGAGGUGCAGCGGGCCUUGGAGCGGCUGCACAUGACCAUCUUCUCCCAGAGCAUUUCGCCCUGUGGCAAGUUCUUGGCAGCAGGGAACAACUACGGGCAGAUUGCCAUCUUCAGAACCUCGAUCCCGUUUGCUCACUCCCCGGCUCCACGAAAUCAUUUCUUUCCCCUUUCAGUUUAUCAGCUGCUUUGAGCUCAGAGGCCAAAGAGGAAAGUAAGAAGCCAGUGGUGACCUUUGUAGCCCACGAUGGCCCUGUGUACAGCUUGGUCUCAACAGACCGGCAUCUGCUCAGUGCAGGGGAUGGUGAAGUGAAGGCCUGGCUUUGGGGGGAGAUCAUAAAGAAGGGCUGUAAGGAAGUGUGGAGUCGUCAUCCCCCAUACAGGCUGAUCCCAUUUGCCCUUCUAAACAGGAGCAGCCUGGAAGUUCCUGAAAUCAAUGCUUUGCUGCUUAACCCUAAGGAGAAUUCCCUCUUCUUGGCUGGGGGUGACUGCCAGCUUCAUACUAUGGAUCUGGAGACAGGGACAUUCACACGGGCACUUCGAGGUCACACUGAUUACAUUCAUUGUCUGGCUCUUCGAGAAAGGAGUCCUGAAGUGCUCUCUGGAAGUGAGGAUGGCACUGUUCGUCUUUGGGAUCUUCGUACGGGUGAGGAAGUUCAGAACAUUGAAGUUUACAAACAUGAGGAGUGUGCUCGACCACAGAAUGGGAAGUGGAUUGGAUGUUUAGCAACUGAUUCAGAUUGGAUGGUAUGUGGAGGGGGCCCUGCUCUUACUCUCUGGCACCUUCGAUCUGCCACCCCCACAACAGUGUUUCCACUUAGAGCCCCACAGAAACAUGUAACCUUCUAUCAAGACCUGAUCCUCUCAGCAGGGCAAGGACCCUGUGUGAACCAGUGGCAGCUGAGUGGGGAGCUGAAGGCCCAGGUGCCUGGCUCCUCUCCCAGCCUGCUUAGCCUCAGCCUUAACCAGCAGCCUGCUGCACCAGAGUGCAAGGUCCUGACAGCUGCAGGAAAUAGCUGUAGGGUUGAUGUCUUCACUAACCUUGGAUACCGAGCUUUCUCCCUAGCCUUCUCCUAAUCCUUCUCUCCAAUCUUCCCUUCCCCACUUGUUAGGAUCUACUUUGUUAAUAAAAAAAACAAAAAGAAA